AUGUUAAGAGCUCCGUCCUUUAGAAGCGUGCGAUUGCAACGGUUCAGCACGUCUGCUGCGUGGAGAGCGGCCCAGAUUCUUUCUGGAACCAAGCUUGCUUCGCAGAUCCGUUUGGACGCCAAACAGGCUAUUGAGCAGAUCCAGGCCAAACAGCCUAAUUUUAAGCCUUCCUUGACAAUUAUCCAGGUUGGCGACAGACCAGACUCUUCUGCAUACGUUCGUAUGAAACUGAAGGCAUCAACAGAGUCCGGCGUCGAGUGCAACAUCGUCAAGUUGCCCGAGGACACCCACGAGAUCACUCUGUUGAACAAAAUUCGACUCUUGAACGAGGAUUCCAAGGUUAAUGGUGUUUUAGUGCAGUUGCCGCUGCCUAAACACAUCAGCGAGGUCAAGAUCACCAACAGCGUGGCAACAGAGAAGGACGUGGACGGGUUUGAUAGAUACAACGUGGGAGAACUGUCAAAGAAGGACGGAAACCCGCUGUUUCUGCCUUGCACCCCUAAUGGAUGCAUGCGUUUGUUGGAACAAACAGGCGUGCAAUUGGCCGGCAAACACGCCGUGGUGAUUGGCCGUUCCGACAUCGUGGGAACCCCCGUGGCUGCUCUGCUGAAGAAGGCCAACUGUACCGUCACCAUCUGCCACAGUCAGACUGAUAAUAUUCCACAGCUGGUGAAACAAGCUGACAUUGUGAUUGCUGCUCUGGGAAAGCCAAACUUCGUGAAAGCCGACUGGCUCAAGGACAACGCCAUUGUGAUCGACGUGGGCAUCAACUACGUGGACGCUCCAGGAACCAAGUCUGGCCACAAGCUCACCGGAGACGUUGACUACGCAGGCUGUGCGGAAAAGGCCUCCUUUAUCACGCCUGUUCCCGGCGGAGUGGGUCCCAUGACCGUGGCAAUGCUUGUUCACAACGUGUACCAGGCAGCCAAGCGCCAGCUCGAGCAAGAGUCGCGCCCGGUCGUGUGCGAGCCGCUUCCUCUGGAAUGCAAAGAGCCUGUGCCGUCCGAUAUCGACAUCUCGCGCGCCCAGCAGCCAAAGGUUAUCACCGAAGUGGCCGAAGAGCUCGGGAUCAAGGAGUCCGAGCUCGAGCAGUUCGGCCACUACAAGGCCAAGGUGUCGUUGGAUGUCUACGACCGGUUGAAGGACUACAGAGACAACGGUAACUACGUCUUGGUGGCAGGAAUCACUCCUACUCCUUUAGGAGAAGGAAAGUCCACCACCACGAUGGGUCUUGUGCAGGCUUUGGGCGCCCACAUCGGCGUUCCUGCCGUUGCCAACGUCAGACAGCCUUCCAUGGGUCCAACGUUUGGUGUGAAGGGGGGUGCUGCUGGUGGAGGAUACGCUCAAGUGAUUCCUAUGGACGAGUUCAACAUGCACUUGACCGGAGACAUCCACGCAAUUGGUGCAGCCAACAACUUGCUGGCUGCUGCCAUUGACACGAGAAUGUUCCACGAGGCCACCCAAGGCGACAAGGCGUUGUACAAGCGUCUGGUUCCUGCCAAGAAGGGAAAGAGAGCGUUCACUCCGUCGAUGCUGAAACGGUUGCAGAAACUGGGCAUCUCCGAGACCGACCCGGACAAACUGACCGAGCAGGAGGCCACCAGGUUCGCCAGACUCGACAUCGACCCGGCCACCAUCCAGAUCAAGCGCGUGGUGGACGUGAACGACCGGUUUUUGAGACAGGUCACCGUUGGUGAGGCUCCUACAGAGAAGGGCUUUGUGCGUAAGACCGGGUUCGACAUCACCGUUGCCUCGGAGAUCAUGGCCAUUCUGGCGCUGUCCAAGGACCUGGAGGACCUGAGAGCCCGUGCGGGCAGAAUUGUGGUUGGAACCAGCAAGUCUGGCGAGUCUGUUACGGCAGAAGACGUUGGCUGUGCGGGCGCCAUUGCCGCUCUCUUGAAGGACGCAGUCAAGCCAAACCUGAUGCAAACGCUCGAGGGAACGCCUGUGUUUGUGCACGCGGGUCCGUUCGCCAACAUCUCGAUCGGUGCGUCGUCGGUCAUCGCCGACAGACUGGCCCUGAAACUCGUGGGCUCGCACCCGGGAGCCGAUCCUGCUACCAAGGGUUUCGUUGUCACCGAGGCCGGUUUCGACUUCACUAUGGGCGGAGAGCGGUUCUUCAACAUCAAGUGCCGCGCCUCUGGCCUGAAGCCAAACGUGGUGGUGUUGGUGGCCACCUCCAGAGCCUUGAAGCUGCACGGAGGCGCCCCAGACGUGAAGCCGGGCCAGGCUCUUCCUGAGGAGUACACCCAGGAAAACGUCCAGCUCGUGAGACAGGGAUGCGCUAAUCUGGCCAAGCAGAUCGCCAAUGCCAAGAGCUAUGGCGUGCCGGUCGUGGUUGCCAUCAACCAGUUCGUCACCGACACCCCGGCAGAAAUCGCCGCUAUCCAGGAGGAGGCCCUCAAGGCUGGUGCAACCGCUGCUGUUCCAUCUAACCACUGGGCCAAGGGAGGUGCCGGUGCAGUCGACCUGGCCAAGGCCGUGGUGGAGGCUGCCAAACAGCCAAACAAGGGAGACUUCCUGUACGACCUGGAGAGCUCUGUGGAGGAGAAACUGGGAGCCAUUGCUACCAAGAUGUACGGCGCCGACGGCGUGGAGCUGUCGCCGCUUGCCAAGGAGCAGGUUGCAUCCUACGAGGCCCAAGGGUUCGGCAAGCUGCCGAUUUGCAUUGCAAAGACGCAGUACUCGCUGUCGCACGAUCCGAAACUCAAGGGUGUGCCGACCGGAUUCACAGUCCCUAUCAGAGAGGUUCGUUUGAACGCGGGCGCGGGAUACUUGUAUGCUCUGGCAGCACAGAUCAUGACCAUUCCUGGUCUGUCGACCCACGCCGGAUACAUGAACGUGGAGGUCGUCGACGGCCAGAUCGAGGGUCUCUUUUAA
Ogataea philodendri is the source of this 2880-nucleotide messenger RNA. RefSeq lists its product as uncharacterized. The record is from RefSeq and is a predicted model, not a curated record. Gene Ontology annotation, cellular component: cytosol. The transcript has a single exon. NCBI's taxonomy places the organism in Eukaryota, Fungi, Ascomycota, Pichiomycetes, Pichiales, Pichiaceae. Gene Ontology annotation, biological process: tetrahydrofolate interconversion. Gene Ontology annotation, molecular function: methylenetetrahydrofolate dehydrogenase (NADP+) activity; formate-tetrahydrofolate ligase activity; methenyltetrahydrofolate cyclohydrolase activity. The coding region runs from base 1 to 2880 and encodes 959 amino acids.